Sinocyclocheilus grahami is the source of this 978-nucleotide messenger RNA. RefSeq names its product trace amine-associated receptor 7f-like. Gene Ontology annotation, molecular function: G protein-coupled adenosine receptor activity. The transcript is spliced from 2 exons. The coding region runs from base 4 to 978 and encodes 324 amino acids. Gene Ontology annotation, cellular component: plasma membrane; synapse; dendrite. The record is from RefSeq and is a predicted model, not a curated record. Gene Ontology annotation, biological process: G protein-coupled receptor signaling pathway. NCBI's taxonomy places the organism in Eukaryota, Metazoa, Chordata, Actinopteri, Cypriniformes, Cyprinidae.
UUUAUGGUCAGCUUGGCUUUUGCCAUUGUGGUGGGAAACGCGGUGACGCUUACUGUUUUCAUGCAGACCCGGCAUUCUCAAACACCACAGGGCUACCUCAAAGUGUCCCUGGCCAUCACAGACAUGAUGGUUGGAGUUUUGGUGGUACCAUUCUCUGUAUACACUGAAAUCUCUCUCAUGGUGACCAGCACUCCACCUCUGUGGUACCAGGGCAUCUCAACAGCCUCACGGGAGGGUGGAUCAGGACCUUGGCAACCCUGCAUGCUGAUUGGUCCAGUCUUUGCUGGAUGCACUUUUGUCUCAAUUAGUACCAUCUUUCUGAUGACAGUGGAGCGCAGUGUGGCAAUCCUGCGUCCUCUGCAUAAAGACACUCUUGUGACACGGCAUCGUACCCUGUUCCUAAUUCUCUUGUCCUGGGCUGGCAGCUUCUUACUGGCAAUGGCUCCGCUCAUGCUAAGCAACAGCUUCACGUUGGAGUACAAUGAAUGCAGCCGCAUGUGCAACUAUGCACCCUUACUAAUCGGACAUCAGUUGCCUCCAGAUGCAAACAUCCUUCUGCUGUUUCCAGCCUUUGAUUUCAGUUUACUGGGUGGGACAUUAGCCGUCAAUAUCCUGUCCUCCACCAGUAUCCGCCGAUACUCCCGCAAACGGAAGCUGCUCUCUGAGAGAAGUCUUGGCACGGACACAGGAGCUGGUGGGUGUCCCCACAGGCCCUCUUUUUCCGAUAUCAAAGCAGAUAAAACCAUUGGAAUCCUCACCUUUGCCUUCACAGCCUCAUUCUCUCCUAUCGCAGUAUUUGUGCUGGGGGACGUAGUGGGAUACACCUGGUGCAACUUCUCCUUUUUUGCAUUUUGGAUUCUGACGAGCAAUAGCUGCUGCAAUGUGAUUAUUUACAGUGUGCGGGACCACCGUUUUAGGAAAGGGCUUACCCUGCUCUUUCAGCGGGACAGAUCGCAACCUCAAUCAGAGAAAAGCUGA